Gasterosteus aculeatus aculeatus (three-spined stickleback) is the source of this 2164-nucleotide messenger RNA. Its product is annotated as ras-related protein Rab-38. The record is from RefSeq and is a predicted model, not a curated record. Gene Ontology annotation, cellular component: late endosome; phagocytic vesicle; Golgi apparatus. Gene Ontology annotation, molecular function: GTP binding; GTPase activity. Lineage: Eukaryota; Metazoa; Chordata; Actinopteri; Perciformes; Gasterosteidae. Gene Ontology annotation, biological process: phagosome-lysosome fusion; endosome to lysosome transport.
CUGCGCCGCUCUCCUGCGCACUCGGCAGUGCGCAUGCACGGAAACGGACGAGCUGCACACCGGGAGGUGUAGUUUUUUCUAUGUAGAUUUAAGGAUCUGGUUUUAAAUCGUAUUUGGGUUCUUCGGGUUGGUGUGAGUUGUAGUUCAAAUAAGAACUUACAGACUUACCAGAAACAGGAGUAUUUAAAUUAACCACCACAACCGGCUCACCUCGUUUUUAUCAACAUAUUGUGGGACUCAGUUGCAAAUACAGAGCAAAUAUAAAGUACAACUACGGACAACUAAAUAACAAACGUGAAGGUUAAUUUAUAGCGUAAAUACUGAUUUGUAUUUAUAUGCACAAAGAACAAACACAGAUUGAGUCGAUACACAAGUUGCCUUUUUUAGUUUCACAUUCAGGGUUUAAAGCAAAAUCAAGAAGCAAAAAUAAACGUUUAAAAAUCUUAGAUGAAACCAACAAAUACAGACACAUUUAUAGCAUUUAAUAAAAUAACCUUUUCCCAUCUCACAAGACAUAAUAAUCGCAUAACAGAACGCGAACACGUUGUUUACAACAAAACGCAGCCAAAUAUAGCGGCCGCACGCACGCACAGGCACGCGUGUCGUGGGGGGCGUGGUCUGCCAGUGCUGACGGUCCCGUCCCCGCAGCCUCCGCGGGACAGCGGGGACAGAGGGACAGAGGGACAGAGCGGCAUCGGGCGAUGUGUCCGAGCAGCAGCAGCAGCAGCAGCAGCGUGGCUUUUCCUUCCCGACGUCCCGAACACCUGCCGGACGCACCGAGGAGCGCGCCGCCGCCCGCUGAAGGCGCAUUUCACGCCUUUUAUUUCCACAAACUUUUGCUCAGGACUUUAGUUGAGGGUGUUUCCCGUCCCGUCCCCCGCCCUCCAGCUGCUCGCGAGCCCGUAAUUGGAGACGUCACCUUGCUCGCGGGAUGCAGCGCGAGCGCCUGCUGAAGGUCCUGGUCAUCGGGGAUCUGGGCGUCGGCAAAACGUCGCUCAUCAAGCGCUACGUGCACCGGGUCUUCUCCCAGCACUACCGCGCCACCAUCGGGGUGGACUUCGCCCUGAAGAUGCUCAGCUGGGACCAGAAGACGGUGGUGCGUCUGCAGCUGUGGGACAUCGCCGGCCAGGAGCGCUACGGCAACAUGACCCGCGUGUACUACAGGGAGGCGGUGGGGGCCCUCGUGGUCUUCGACAUGACCAGACUGUCCACGUUCCAGGCCGUCCUCAAGUGGAAAGAAGACCUGGACUCGAAGGUCGCCCUUAGCAACGGGACGCCGGUUCCAGCCGUGCUAUUGGCCAACAAGUGCGACCAGCGGAGUCACGGCUUGUGCCCCAAGCUGCCCAAGCUGGAGAACUUCUCCAGACAGUGCGGCUUCGUCGGCUGGUACGAAACCUCCGCCAAGGACGACACCAACAUCGAUGCCGCCGUCACGUGCCUGGUGGAGAGCAUCAUGGCCGCGGAGGAUGAGAGAGCCACCGCCGCCAGGGACGAACCGGAGGGCGGCGUUCUGGUCCUGCCUCGCUUGGACUGCGACGCCAAGGAGAAGGAGCGCCGCGGUUGUUCGGGAUGCGCCUCGCUCCGACCCCGAGACGGGGACAACGAGUGACGGGCGGGUCCGAAACCCGGGGAGACGAGGGUGGACGGACGUUUUCAGUCCCACCUCCACCUGAUCGCAGAUGAGUCAUGCUCUUGGAGAGCUGAGGUGGAGGAGCAGAGGAUGGACUCAAUGAUCUCAACGAUGGCCGCGUAGAAGGGCGCCAUCACUGUCUUUGACAGGAUGGAUUUCAGCGUGUCUCUUAAAAAGGAUGAGGUCACCGCACGCCAAUUAGAACGUACUUCAGCAAAGCUCUUCUUCAGACCUCACAAUAGAAAGAGAAGGUCGGAAAAUCAGCCGAUCACAGUUUAAAACUCUUCAAUCAAUAUUUACAGUUGAAUAAUCCAUUCAACAUCAAGUUCAACCGGGUUCCUCUGUGAUGUGACACUGGGGACCUUCACCGGCCUGAAUCAUUUCGUUCUUUUUUUGGGAGACAAAACUAUUUUAAAUGUAAAUAAAUUAUUUGGUAUCUUAAUUACACGUUUAUAAUUAUGUUAAAAUAGGCUUGUUGAAGGAAAACAGCUGAUUACUAACUUGCCAACUGCAGUAAACAAGCAUAGAAGUGAA